AUGGAUGACAACGAUCAGACGCCGAUCGGGCUCGAGGAGGGGUGGCGGGACAUGGACGCCGGCGUCGCCAGGCUCAAGCGCAUCCUCCACGGCGUCGACGGCGUCAGCUUCACCUCCCAGGAGUACAUCCACCUCUACACAACGAUUUUCAACAUGUGCACGCAGAAGCCGCCCUACGACUACUCGGAGCAGCUCUACGAGCGCUACAAGCAGGCCCUCGAGGACUACAUCAAGUCCACCGUCUUGCCCGCGUUAAAGAGCAAGCACGGCGAGUUUCUGCUGAGGGAACUGGUGGAGAGGUGGAAGAACCACAAGGUGAUGGUCAGGUGGUUGACCAGGUUCUUCCACUACCUCGACCGCUACUACGUUUCGCGCAAGGCGCUCAAGCCGCUCAAGCUACUCGGCGUGAGCUGCUUUUAUGAUCUAGUUUUCAAUGGGCUAAAAACAACACUGACGACGAUUCUUCUUGACAUGAUCGAUAACGAGAGGGAAGGCCAGCUUAUAGACCGUGCUCUUGUGAAGGAUGUCAUCGAUAUCUAUCUCGAAAUUGGACAGGGAGGUGUCGAUCUUUACGAGCCUGAUUUCGAACAAGCCUUUUGCAAGGCCACCACAGAUUACUAUUCUAAAAAGGCACAAACCUGGAUGCUGGAGGAUUCCUGCCCUCAAUACAUGCUCAAGGCGGAGGACUGUUUACAGAAAGAGAAAGAGCGAGUCGCGCAUUACUUGCAUUCUUCAACCGAAGAAAAGUUGCUAGAGGGUACUAUGUUAGAGCUCAUAAGUAAACGCGCAGAAGAAAUCUUGAACAAGGAAAAUUCUGGAUGCAGAGUGUUGCUUUUGGACGGAAAGUCUGAGGAUCUAUCAAGAAUGUAUAGGCUCUUUGCCAAGAUAGAGGCUGGGAUGUCUCAUGUAUCAAAAACAUUUAAGGAGCAUGUCAGGGAAGAGGGCAUGUCCUUGUUGAAACAUGCAGCAGAUGCUGCCAACGGCGCAAAGAAUGAGAGGAAGGAAACUGUGGGUUCGCCGGAGCAGGAGUUUGUGCGGAAAGUGAUUGAGCUCCAUGACAAACAUCUAGCUUAUGUCAUCAACUGUUUCCAAAACAACUUAAUAUUUCAUAAGGCUCUUAAGGCGGCCUUCGAAGACUUCUGCGACAAAGAUGUUGCUGGUUGCACUAGUGCCGAGUCGCUUGCAUCAUUCUGUGAUAGCAUCUUGCGGAAAGGUGGAAGUGAAAAGCUAAGCGCCGAAGUCGUAGAAGAUACCCUUGAUAAGGUUGUGACCAUUCUCACAUUCAUCAGUGAUAAGGAUCUCUUUGUUGAGUUUCACAGGAAGAAGCUUGGAAAGAGAUUGCUUUUUGAUAAGAGUGCCAAUAACGUACAUGAGCAAAACCUUCUUUCCAAGCUCAAGCAGUACUUUGGGGGUCACUUUACUUUAAAAAUGGAGGGCAUGGUCAAUGAUGUCACAACAGCAAGAGACAAUCAGGCAAACUUUGAAGAAUACAUGAGAAAACAACAAGAAUCAAAUCACCGGGUAGACUUGACUGUUACUGUUCUGACGACAGGAAACUGGCCAAGUUACAAAACCUCAAACAUAAACCUUCCUUCCGAGAUGAUUAAGUGCGUCGAGAUGUUCAAGGAUUAUUACAAUUCCAAACAGAAAUCCAGAAGGCUCACUUGGAUCUAUUCCAUGGGAAAUUGUAAUAUCGUUGCAAAGUUUGACGCCAAACCUAUCGAGCUGAUUGUUACAACAUAUCAGGCUGCAAUGCUUCUGCUAUUCAACGGAUCUGAACGACUAAGUUACUCUGAGAUCGUAACACAACUAAAUAUGCCCGAUGACGAUGCCGUGCGCCUGCUCCAUUCACUCUCAUGUGCAAAGUAUAAGAUUCUUAACAAAGUGCCAAGCAACCAAACAAUUUCUCCAAAAGACGUCUUUGAGAUCAACCACAAAUUUACCGACAAAAUGAGGAGGAUAAAGGUACCACUUCCUCCUACCGACGAGAAGAAGAAGGUUGUCGAGGAUGUCAACAAGGACAGGAGGUUCUCAAUCGAUGCGAGCAUCGUGCGCAUCAUGAAGAGCCGCAAGGUCAUGGUUCAUCAGCAGCUCGUCGCGGAAUGCGUCGAGCAGCUCAGCCGCAUGUUCAGGCCUGACAUAAAAAUUAUCAAGAGGAGGAUUGAGGAUCUUAUCAGCAGGGAAUACUUGGAACGAGACCUGGAGACUGCCAACACCUACAGAUACUUGGCUUGAUUGAUGCACCUAUCACCACGACGUUGUGAAAGAAAGAUGUUGAAUUACCAAGUGCUUUAAUCUGUUGAACAUCUUGUACCUUUUG
Hordeum vulgare subsp. vulgare (domesticated barley) is the source of this 2320-nucleotide messenger RNA. Its product is annotated as cullin-1-like. Gene Ontology annotation, molecular function: ubiquitin protein ligase binding. Gene Ontology annotation, cellular component: cullin-RING ubiquitin ligase complex. NCBI's taxonomy places the organism in Eukaryota, Viridiplantae, Streptophyta, Magnoliopsida, Poales, Poaceae. The record is from RefSeq and is a predicted model, not a curated record. Gene Ontology annotation, biological process: protein ubiquitination; ubiquitin-dependent protein catabolic process. Bases 1 to 2235 code for a protein of 744 amino acids. The transcript has 18 exons.